Molecule: messenger RNA, 765 nt
Organism: Pararge aegeria (speckled wood butterfly)
Lineage: Eukaryota; Metazoa; Arthropoda; Insecta; Lepidoptera; Nymphalidae
Gene: Srp19
Product: signal recognition particle 19 kDa protein
Exons: 4
Coding region: 273-719 (148 amino acids)
Biological process (GO): SRP-dependent cotranslational protein targeting to membrane, signal sequence recognition; SRP-dependent cotranslational protein targeting to membrane
Cellular component (GO): signal recognition particle, endoplasmic reticulum targeting
Molecular function (GO): 7S RNA binding
Source: RefSeq, a predicted model, not a curated record
AAUAAACCUACUUACCUAAGGUAGGUACUUACAGAAUAUUUUUAAUUUAAUAAAGUAACAUUUAAAUUAGGUAUUUUCAGGCUUGGGGGUCUGAAGAUUGGACUCCAUUUUCUUUAUGACAAUUGACAAGACAAUAUAUUGCUAUUUAUGUUCUAAAAAAUUAAGCUGUAUCCAAAAGUCAUGGUAUUGUAGAUUUUUGGUUCUGUCGGACACCAAAGUUUAAAACACCGACUGUAUCUUUCUUUACUACAAAAACUAAUUUCCCUAGUACAAUGACAGCAGUGAUUACAUCUUGGAGCCCAGAUAAGAAGCAUAGUGAUGUUGAAAGAUGGAUUUGCAUAUAUCCAGCCUAUCUGAACAAUAAGAAGACUUUGGCUCAAGGCCGACGUCUACCUAAAGACAUAUGUAUAGAAAAUCCUACUCACCAAGAAAUAAGAGAUGUUUUAUUUUCUACUGGAUUACGUAUUGGAGUUGAAAAUAAACUUUAUCCACGUGAGAGGAGUAAGGAAAUGUUAUAUAGAGGUCGGAUUCGUGUUGAGAUAAAGAAUGAUGAUGGAAAGCCUAUCAAGGAGGAAUAUCCAACAAGAGAAUCUGUCAUGAAGUUCAUUGUUGAAUCUAUUCCUAAGCUGAAAACUCGUCAAAACAGACCUGCUGAUCAACAACCUCAAUCUGUUCAACAAGGAACUAACAAAGCAAAGGGAAAGAAAGGUCGCAGAUAAAUGGAUUAUUAUUAUAAAUUUACAUGUAAUACAUUCUUAUUGUUAA